Messenger RNA from Nerophis ophidion (straightnose pipefish), 4979 nucleotides. It is a transcript of the gene asic1b, whose product is annotated as acid-sensing (proton-gated) ion channel 1b. Gene Ontology annotation, biological process: sodium ion transmembrane transport. NCBI's taxonomy places the organism in Eukaryota, Metazoa, Chordata, Actinopteri, Syngnathiformes, Syngnathidae. Gene Ontology annotation, cellular component: membrane. The coding region runs from base 758 to 2455 and encodes 565 amino acids. The record is from RefSeq and is a predicted model, not a curated record. The transcript is spliced from 10 exons.
GUCUCACAUUUUUUCUUCCUCUCUCUGUCUCUCUCUCUUUCUCUCCCUAUCUCUUUCUUUCUCACUCUCUCUCUCUCUAUCUCUCACACUAUCUUUUUCUUUCUCUCUCUCUCUCGCCCUCUUGUCCCACACUUUUUCUUCCACACUCUCUCUCUUUUUCUCUCUCUAUCUUUCGCUCUCUCCCUCUUGUCUCACACUUUUUCUUCCACACACUCACUCUCUCUCUUUCUCCCUCUAUCUUUCUCUCUCUCUCUUGUCUCACAUUUUUUCUUCCUCUCUCUGUCUCUCUCUCUUUCUCUCUCCCUCUCUCUCUUUCUUUCUCACUCUCUCUCGCUUUCUUGUCUCACACGUUUUCUUCCUCUCACUCUCUCUCUCUUUCCCUCUCUAUCUCUUUCUUUCACACUUCUCUCUCUUUCUCUCUCUAUCUUUCUCUCUCUCUCUUGUCUCACACUUUUUAUUCCACACUCUCUCUCUAUAUUUCUCUCUCUCUCUCUUGUCUCACAUUUUUCUUCCUCUCUGUCUCUCUCUCUCUCUCUCUCUAUAUAUAUCUCUUUCUUUCUCACUCUCUCUCGCCCUCCUGUCUCACACUUUUUCUUCCACACUCUCUCUCUCUCUCUCUCUCUCUCUCUCUCUCUCUAGUCUCACACUCUUCUCUCUCUCUCUAGUCACAAUCUUCUCUCUCUCUCUCUCUCUCUCUCUCUCUCUCUCUCUCUCUUCUCUCUCUAACGGUCCGACGGCGCAGAGUCGAGGGCGCCGCAUGCGCGCGCCACAUCCGCGCCAAUCGGGGCUUUUUAACGCGCGCCAGCAAAAAAAAAAAAAAACAACUAAAAUGUGCCAGUGCGACUCGUCCGGGUCCAGGUCGAGAGCGGGAUCCCUGGCGGACGCCGGCCGGCUGUUGGUGAAGCAGAGCACCUUGCACGGCCUGAGGCAGGUCUUCAGCGGCGGCUCCUACCCGCGCAGGGCGGCGUGGUUGCUGGCGUUGGCGGCGGCGGUGGCGCUGCUGCUCGCCUGGUCGUCCAACCGCGUGCGCUACCUGCUGUCGUCGCCCGUCUACACCAAGGCGCACAUGGCCUACGCCAAGCGGCUGGUCUUCCCCGCCGUCACCAUCUGCAACCAGAACCUGCUGCUGCCCCGACGCAUGAAGAAGACGGACAUCUUCAGCGCCGGCCGCUGGCUGGGUCUGCUGGGCCGGAACUGGCAGGUGUCGCCCGCGGCCAGAGAGGCGCUGGCGGGGCCGGGCAGGAGGAGCGACGCCCCCGCCGGCAGCGAGCCGCCCUGGUCGCCGCUCUCCCGGAUCUUGGACUUUAACCACUUCCUGCCUCCUCCCCGGGAGGCGCAGCCGUCCAUGCGGCAGCUGCUGGACCGGCUGGGACAUCAGCUGGAGGAGAUGCUCCUGUUCUGCCGGUACCAGGGAGAGAUGUGCGGGCCUCGCAAUUUCAGCACCAUAUUCACCCGCUAUGGAAAAUGCUACACCUUCAAUUCCGGCCAGGACGGGCGGCCCCUGAUGUUGACCAUGAAGGGCGGCAUGGGCAACGGUCUGGAGCUGAUGUUGGACAUCCAGCAGGAUGAAUACUUGCCUGUGUGGGGGGAGACGGAUGAGACGUCCUUCGAAGCCGGCAUCAAAGUUCAGAUCCACACGCAGGACGAGCCUCCCUUCAUUGAUCAGUUGGGCUUCGGAGUGGCGCCAGGAUUCCAGACUUUUGUCUCCUGUCAAGAACAACGGCUGACGUAUCUGCCGCCGCCGUGGGGCGACUGCAAGGCCACCCCGAUGGACUCCGACUUUUUCAGCACGUACAGCAUCACGGCCUGCCGCAUCGACUGCGAGACGAGAUACCUGGUGGAGAACUGCAACUGCAGGAUGGUGCACAUGCCGGGAGACGCCCCGUACUGCACCCCUGAGCAGUAUAAGGAGUGUGCAGAUCCGGCCUUAGACUUUCUGGUGGAGAGGGACAACGACUACUGCGUGUGCGAGACGCCGUGCAACAUGACGCGCUACGGGAAAGAGAUGUCCUUCGUCAAGAUUCCCAGCAAAGCGUCCGCCAAGUACCUGGCCAAGAAGUUCAACAAGACGGAGCAGUACAUAGCAGAUAACCUUCUGGUUCUGGAUAUCUUCUUUGAGGCCCUCAACUACGAGACCAUCGAACAGAAGAAAGCCUAUGAACUGGCGGGCCUUCUGGGUGACAUCGGGGGUCAGAUGGGUCUCUUCAUCGGCGCCAGCAUCCUCACCAUCCUGGAACUCUUUGACUAUCUGUACGAGGUCAUCAAGUACAAGCUGUGCCGAGGCGUGAAGAAGAAGCACAAUGGCCGCAACAACAACGACCGGGGAACUGUGCUGAGCCUGGAUGAUGUGAAACACCAUGCCUCGUGCGACAACCUGCGCACGCCGUCCACGUACCCGGGCAACAUGCUACCUCAUCACCCCGCCCAGGGAAACUUCGAAGACUUCACCUGCUGAGCGCGGCGACGUGGGAGUGAAGCGUGCGGCGCUGCAACCAAAGUUGACCACACAGCAGGACUAUCGGCCGCCAAGAAACUGACGCUCACAGACGCACUUUUGUACGCGACGGCCCGGAGGAACUGUCCGCCCGGACCUGAACGUGAGCGUUUCUGAUCCAUUUCAUGCAGGACUCUUUGUUUAUUUACCCUGGCGGAGCACUGCCGCUAAGAGAGACGCCGCGCCGAGACGGACCCGCCGUAAAAACAAAAGGGAAAGUGUACAAAUAUCUUGUGGUAGAAAGAAAAAAAAAAGACGCUUCAUAUACGUCACCAGUAGAGGGCACACAUCCUUCCUUGCUUACAGCACAUGUAGCCACAUCUUGGUGUGUUCACAGGCAGCACUGGCGGCCAACAACAACUUCAGGUCCCAUCGUGUAAUGCGGGGGUGUCCACACUACAGCUCAUCGAGACGUAAACAGGAGUUUAAUAAAGACCCUGUCCCCCCCCCGGGUGUUUCCAAAUUAAUUUGGAGUAUCUGACAAUCUGAAAAAAUGCCGCUCCCUGUUGGAAUGUGUGAAUUUAAGUGGAUUAAAUACAGCAUUUGUUUGUAUGGCCCAAUCCAAACAACCUUCCCUAGUCAUGGCGCAAAAAAAGAAAAUGCAACCGAUGCAAAAAGUCUACACACAUAACACAACCUGCUCACUGAACUUUGUGGAUAUUAUCAAAACACAUCCACGCACAAAAAUGAAUUCAGGUUAAUAACCAUAAACAGGGCGCAGCCACCGCUGCUGCUUACUGCUCCCCUCACCUCCGUUGAGGUGAUCAAGGGUGAUGGGUCAAAUGCAGAGAAUAAUUUCGCCACACCUAGUGUGUGUGUGAGACAAUCAUAGGCACUUUAACUUUUAAUUUUACCUCAAUUUGAAUUAGAAGUGAAAUCGUAAAGCAUUUAUUCAUAUGACCCAAUCCAAACAACCUUCUCUUAUCAUGGUGCAAAAAAAAAAUGCAACCAACACAUAAAGUCAACACACAUAACACAACCUGCUCACUGAACUUUGCGGAUAUAAGGAAAAAACAUGCACGCGACAUAACAAAAUUCUAAAUUCAGGUUAAUGACUAUGAAUUGUGUUUGAAGUGAAUCACUACAGCAUUUAUCAUUAUGAUCAAAUCCAAACAACAUUCCCUAGUCAUGGUGCAGAAAAAAAUACAACCCACACAUAAAGUCAACACACAUAACACAACCUGCUCACUGAACUUUGGGGAUAUCAGCAAAAAACGUCCACGUGCCAUAAAAAAAUAUUAAAAAUUCAGAUUAAUGACCAUGAAUCACUACUGCAUUUAUUCAUAUGACCCAAUCCAAACAACCUUCCCUAGUCACGGCGCACAAAAAAAAUUAAACCAACACAUAAAACACAACCUGCUCACUGAACUUUGUGGAUAGUAGCUAAAAACGUCCACGCACCAUAAAAAAAUUCACAAUUCAGGUUAAUGACCCUGAAUUCAGAUUUGAAGUGUAUCACUACAGCAUUUAUUUAUAUGACCCAAUCCAAACAACCUUCCCUGGUCAUGGUGGACAAAAAGAUAUUAAACCAACAAAAAAAUCAACACACAAAACACAAACUGCUCACUCAACUUUGUCGAUUUAAUCAAAAAACGGCCACACACCAUAAAAAAAUAUCUAAAUCCCGGUUUAUGACCAUGAAUUGUGUUUGAAAUGUAUCACUACAGCAUUUAUUAUUAUGACCCAAUCCAAACAACCUUCCCUAGUCAUUGGGCAAAAACAAAAAUGAAACCAACACAUUUCAACACACAUAACACAACCUGCUUACUGAACUUUGUGGAUAUUAGCAAAAAAACAUAAUAUUAAAAUUUCCGGUUAAUGACCCUGAAUCACUACAACAUUUAUUCAUAUGACCCAAUCCAAACAACCUUCCCUAGUCAUGGCGCACGACAAAAAAAUGCAACCAACACAUAAAAUCAACACACAAAAUCCAACCUACUCACUGAACUGUGUGGAUAGUAGCAAAAAAUGUCCACGUGCCAAAAAAAUAUAUAAAAAAAUUCAGGUUAAUGACCAUGAACCACUACAGCAUUUAUUCAUAUGACCCAAUCCAAACAACCUUCCCUAGUCAUGGCGCACAAAAAAACAAAUUAAACCAACACACAAAACACAACCUGCUCACUGAAUUUUGUGGAUAGUAGCAAAAAACGUCCACGCACCAUAAAAAAAAUCAACAAUAAGGUUAAUGACCCUGAAUUCUGAUUUGAAGUGUAUCACUACAGCAUUUAUUUAUACGACCCAAUACCAAACAACCUUCCCUGGUCAUGGUGCACAAAAAGAAAUUAAACCAACAAAAAAAUCAAUACACAAAACACAACCUACUCACUGAACUUUGUCGAUAUAAUCAAAAAAGGUCCACACACCAUAAAAAAAAAAAAAAAUUCCGGUUAAUGACCAUGAAUUGUGUUUGAAAUGUAUCACUACAGCAUUUAUUAUUAUGACCCAAUCCAAACAACCUUCCCUAGUCAUUGGGCAAAAACAUAAA